GAAUGCUAAGAACACCUAAGGUCAAAUGCAUGCCCUUAACCUAUCAUAUCACCAAAACAUAAAAAUUCAAACAAAACUAAGUUAUAUUAACCAUUCAUCACCACCACCAACAACACAGCAAAACCACCAGUCUAAGUCCACACUCUUCAUCCUCUCUCCUUUACAAAUAUAUAUCCAUCUACCCUCUCUUCUGCCAUUUGUCAGAGCUUCCAUCCCUUCUUUUUCUCUCUCUCAUCACAACCUCAAGGACUUCACAAAGAAACAAACUAUGCGAAAACCUUGCUGUGACAAAGAAAACAUCAAUAAAGGAGCAUGGUCUAAGCAAGAAGAUCAAAAGCUCAUUGAUUACAUCAGAGUUCAUGGUGAAGGUUGUUGGCGUUCCAUUCCCAAAGCUGCUGGGUUGCAUCGUUGUGGCAAAAGCUGCAGGCUCAGAUGGUUAAACUAUUUGCGACCAGAUAUCAAACGUGGAAUCUUUGCUGAAGAUGAAGAAGACCUUAUCAUCAAACUCCAUGCCCUCCUUGGUAACAGGUGGUCACUCAUUGCUGGAAGAUUGCCCGGAAGAACAGACAAUGAGGUGAAGAACUAUUGGAAUUCUCACAUCCGAAGAAAACUGAUAAAGAUGGGAAUUGAUCCAAAUAACCAUAAGCCACACCAAAGUUUUUCUCGUCCUCAUGCUUCUUCUGCCGAGGCUGCAUCAACAUCCGAGUCCAUGAAUAAUAAAGUUCCUGUCUUCAAAUCUCCACUUGCUGCCACUCAUCAUAGGAUUUCCUUCACAGAACAAGAAUCAGCAAUAAUUUCGUCACCCUCUUUGAAUCUUGACCUAACAAUUGCUUUACCUUCUUCUUUGAUUGGUGCUUUGGAAGACAAGCCAGUACAAAAUUCCGAGUCCACCAAUACACUGGACAUGGAAAUAGAUCUCAACUGUUAGCACAUGUUGCCAAGUGUUAUACCAGUAGUAGUAGUGCAUGUUUGUUACAGAAUAUAUAAUUUUGAAAAAAUAAUAAUUUUUUAAAAGCACUUAAAAAGAAGCUUUAAGAUUUUAUUAUCUUUUUAAAAUAAAGUCGUAUUUAAUACACCAAAUAAUGCACUACAAUACUAGACAAGGAAAUCUUAGGGAAGAUUAUUGGAGGAUUUAACAUGAGUUUUAUAUUUGUAUAUUCAUAAUAUUGAUGACCUAAAAUAUGUUCGCGUGCUUUUUCCUGCAAAAUAGUCCUUCAUUAUAAAUAAUAUGAAGAAAAAUAACAUGCAAAUUGUCAGAGGUUGAAUUCGAACACUUGUUCUAUAUGGCCAAAGCAAAAAAUAAUGAAGAAUCAAGUUAUCUCAAUGAAUGCAAGAUUUCCAUUAAGAUCAGAGA
Messenger RNA from Vigna radiata var. radiata (mung bean), 1354 nucleotides. RefSeq names its product myb-related protein 308. NCBI's taxonomy places the organism in Eukaryota, Viridiplantae, Streptophyta, Magnoliopsida, Fabales, Fabaceae. The transcript is spliced from 3 exons. Bases 26 to 928 code for a protein of 300 amino acids. The record is from RefSeq and is a predicted model, not a curated record.